AUGAUAACAAUUCUGACUCGGACGAGUUUUGCGGCGCUUCAGAGCGCAAGUCAAGGGUUCUCACAAACGCCAGGUCUGCCGAUGGAUAUCGGAACGUCCAAUUCUGCUACACGCAGAUCGCCCAUGUCGAACAGCAAGUCAAUGGUCUUCUGGCCGAGAAACGCCACUUCAACGUGCCGCCUGAAAGGAUCACGGCCAUCCUCGAGGCCAUCUGAAUUUCUUAUCCUCUUCCAUUCCGUGCGUCGCACAAACGUACCGCACAAACGUACCGUAUCGAUAGCACAUCCUACACAAUUGCAGACACAAAGCACAGUCCGUCCGCGUGUGUUGCCCAGAUGUGAAAGUCGGACAAGGAAGGAAACGAGGAAUUGCUCUGUCUUGUCACCAAUACCUUUCUUUUUGUGUGUGAGAAGCAAAUGGAUAUGUACAGGAACGAGGUCAUCGUUAGGUGACUGA
Messenger RNA from Mycosarcoma maydis (corn smut), 456 nucleotides. RefSeq lists its product as uncharacterized. NCBI's taxonomy places the organism in Eukaryota, Fungi, Basidiomycota, Ustilaginomycetes, Ustilaginales. Bases 1 to 456 code for a protein of 151 amino acids. The record is from RefSeq and is a predicted model, not a curated record. The transcript has a single exon.